Phyllostomus discolor (pale spear-nosed bat) is the source of this 995-nucleotide messenger RNA. It is a transcript of the gene ELOF1, whose product is annotated as elongation factor 1 homolog. Lineage: Eukaryota; Metazoa; Chordata; Mammalia; Chiroptera; Phyllostomidae. Bases 168 to 419 code for a protein of 83 amino acids. The transcript has 4 exons. The record is from RefSeq and is a predicted model, not a curated record. Gene Ontology annotation, molecular function: RNA polymerase II complex binding. Gene Ontology annotation, biological process: transcription elongation by RNA polymerase II. Gene Ontology annotation, cellular component: transcription elongation factor complex.
UGGAGGAGGCGGGUUCUGCUCGCUGGGCUGUCCCGGCUGCAAAUGGGUAAGACGUGAGGAGAGGGGAGGAGGUUCCACUUCCACUGAGAGCCGGAAGUUGCUGUCUCCUGGGUGAACGCGGCUGUCGCAACGAGGGAAGGAGAGUGCUGGUUCACCCUCCUACAGACAUGGGGCGCAGAAAGUCAAAACGGAAGCCGCCCCCAAAGAAGAAGAUGACAGGCACCCUAGAGACCCAGUUCACCUGCCCCUUCUGCAACCAUGAGAAAUCUUGUGACGUGAAAAUGGACCGUGCCCGUAACACCGGCGUCAUCUCUUGUACCGUGUGCCUAGAGGAAUUCCAGACUCCCAUCACAUAUCUGUCAGAACCAGUCGACGUGUACAGCGAUUGGAUAGACGCCUGCGAGGCAGCCAAUCAGUAGCGAUGCAGAGGACCCACCCCCUUGGCAGCCCAGUUGCCAUGGACCGGCCCGCUGGGUACCAUUCCAGAGACAUUCCUGAGGUCCAGGGUGUGGGUCCAGGGCCCUUACAGCCGUGUGUGUGUGUGUGUGUGUGUGUGUGUGUGGAGUGGAUGUGAGUGUGAGUGUGUGGCUGCCAUGGGGGUGUGCUCAUGGACAGGGGCUGGAAUUGAGGGAUUGCUGGACUCUGGGGGCCUGAACUAUACCUCCUUUGGGUCCAAAAGCCUUUGACUUGCUCCCUCUUUUGGCCUUGGCUUCUCCAGGGGUCAAUGUCCUAACAUCCUGGGUAAGGGCAAGCCCUUCAGAGACAGCCUCAGGACUCUCCAGCCUCCUCACCCACCUCCCUAGUACCUUGCCCAUUUGAACUGGACUGCCUGCCCUCUGCCUUCCCAGGACUGUGGCCUGGGAUUCAAAGCCACAGGCCCUUCGACUGCGCCCUUGAAGGGCGGCUCUGGUUCAUGUUUAGUUGCUUUUAUAGAGGAUGAAGGAGCUGGGUUGGGUCAACUGUUAGUCACGAACCUUUAAAUAAAGCAGCUGAUU